Messenger RNA from Chenopodium quinoa (quinoa), 2256 nucleotides. RefSeq names its product pyruvate kinase 1, cytosolic-like. The transcript has 17 exons. Gene Ontology annotation, cellular component: cytoplasm. Gene Ontology annotation, molecular function: potassium ion binding; pyruvate kinase activity; magnesium ion binding. Lineage: Eukaryota; Viridiplantae; Streptophyta; Magnoliopsida; Caryophyllales; Amaranthaceae. Gene Ontology annotation, biological process: glycolytic process. The record is from RefSeq and is a predicted model, not a curated record. The coding region runs from base 221 to 1837 and encodes 538 amino acids.
CGGCCCGUUGAAUUACAAAAAAAAAAAAGGGAUAUUUCUUGAGCAGCAGGGAAUCAAAUAUCUCUCCAUUUUACCUCCACCCUUCCCUUUGUGCUGUCAAACGUCACGCAAACCCUCGCCUUUUUUCUCUCUCUCCUCCUUCACUUUCUCUCUCCUCCAUUGAAGAGUUCUUCUUCAACUGCUCAAACCAAUCAAAUCUAAUCAAACCAAUCAGUCAAUCAUGCCUUCCACUAAUUUGCUCCUCGAAGAACCAAUUCGUAUGGCUUCAAUUCUCGAGCCAUCUAAAUCUUCGUUCUUUCCUGCAAUGACGAAGAUCGUUGGAACUCUUGGUCCUCGUUCUGAAUCCGUUGAAGUUAUUUCCAGUUUGCUGAAAGCUGGGAUGUCAGUUGCUAGAUUUGAUUUUUCAUGGGGAGACGCUGAUACUCAUCGCCAAACUCUUGAGAAUUUGAAGGCUGCUGUCAAGAGUACUAAGAAGCUCUGCGCUGUCAUGCUCGACACAGUUGGGCCUGAGUUGCAAGUUGUUAAUAAGACUGGGAAAGAAAUCUCACUCAAAGAAAAUGAAUUUGUUACUCUCACACCUGACCUGGAAAAAGAUGCCUCCUCAGAUCUAUUGCCCAUCAAUUUCAAUGGACUUGCAAAGGCUGUGAAGAAGGGAGAUAUGAUCUUUAUGGGUAAAUAUUUGUUCACUGGAAGUGAAACUACAUCUGUUUGGCUGGAGGUAUCUGAGGUGAAAGGGGAUGAUGUGAUCUGUGUGAUCAACAAUUCCGCAACAUUGGAUGGAACACUUUUCACUUUGCAUGCUUCACAAGUUCGUAUAGAUAUGCCUACUCUGUCUGAGAAGGACAAAGAGGUUAUAAGCACCUGGGGUGUCCAAAACAAAAUUGACUUCCUUUCACUGUCAUAUACUCGUCAUGCAGAAGAUGUUCGCCAAGCACGUGAGCUGCUGUCAAGUUUAGGUGAUCUUAGUCAGACUCAGAUAUUUGCAAAGAUUGAGAAUGUUGAGGGUUUGACACAUUUUGAUGAAAUUCUACAAGAAGCAGAUGGUAUCAUUCUUUCCCGUGGAAAUUUGGGCAUAGAUCUCCCUCCUCAGAAGGUUUUCUUGUUCCAAAAGGCUGCUUUACACAGAUGCAAUAUGGUUGGGAAGCCUGCUGUUGUUACUCGUGUUGUUGAUAGCAUGACCAAUAAUCUCAGGCCGACUCGUGCUGAGGCAACUGAUGUUGCGAAUGCUGUAUUAGAUGGUAGUGAUGCAAUUCUCCUUGGAGCUGAGACACACCGAGGUUUAUAUCCUGUUGACACUGUUAGAACAGUUGAUAGGAUUUGUUUUGAGGCUGAAAAGGUAUUCAAUCAAGAUCAGUACUUCAAGAAAGCUGUCAAGUAUGUGGGAGAGCCAAUGUCUCACCUGGAAUCUAUCGGUUCUUCUGCUGUGCGUGCUGCCUUGAAGGUAAAGGCAUCUGUGAUCAUCUGUUUCACUUCUUCUGGGAGGGCUGCAAGGUUGCUUGCAAAAUAUCGGCCACCGAUGCCAAUUCUCUCAGUUGUGAUUCCUCGUCUUAAGACAAAUCAACUAAAGUGGAGCUUUAGUGGUGCCUUUGAGGGCAUGCGAUUUGGUAAUCCUAUUUUUACUACGGCAAGGCAGUCAUUGAUAGUUAGAGGCCUCUUCCCCAUGCUUGCGGAUCCUAGACAUCCCGCUGAGUCCACGAGUGCGACAAAUGAAACCAUCUUGAAGGUUGCACUAGAUCACGGAAAGGCUUUGGGAAUCGUCAAAUCGCAUGAUCGAGUUGUCAUUUGCCAGAAACUUGGUGAUGCAUCCGUGGUCAAGAUCAUCGAGUUGGAGGACUAAGCCUGAUACUGCCCUUCAAAAUAGCUUCUUAUUUGUUAAAAGUGUCUUCCACAGGGGUGCUGGAACUCGUUAAUGGGAUAGGAUAAUCUUUGCGAAGCCAGUUUACAAAUUUUGAUUCUAGUCGAUAUGAUGUUAUAUCAUAAAGUUAUCUGAACAAUGUGACCCAUAGUCAUGGAUAUGCCAUGACUCCCAUUUUUUGGUAAAUGGCACAGAUCAAUGUUUUGUCUAUCUUUGUGCUUUUGUGACUGUCUGAUGUUGAAUUCGAGAACCUUGAAGCCAACAUUAUUCCCCCAGGUGGGCAAUAUAGACGAAAACAAAGUGUAUAAUGUCCCUAUGGGUUGUGACUGCAAAUUUUUUAUAAUCACUUCGCACUUUUGUAGUUUUGUUGUAGGUAAUGAAGUUAAAUUACCUUUAUUUUA